AUGACUGAAGAAGCGCUUUUCCGUCAGCCAGCCACCCCGGCUGGUGUGGAGCUUAGAGAUGCCAGCGGAGGGCAGACUGCCGAAAAAUCUCCUAUGGUGGCGCUAGCAGGCAGCGGUGCUGAUACUCUCGGUAGUUACCAUUCGCCGCCUGGAAGUUAUGAGCAGCCCGUGCAUUUGAUGGUGUCUUCGGGCAGUGAUGAAACUAGACAAUCAUUUGCAACGCCAGAGCGGGAAUGUGUCAUUAAUCGGGAAAUUACGCUAUCGGAGCAGAAGAAAAAGGCAAUUGAUAUGCGUUUGCAGUCUCAAGUACCCAACGCGCAUUGGGAAGGCUUCGUCAGCGCUGCAGAUAUGGCGAAAUACGCGAAGGAACGAGUCGAUGACUACUCGUUUCUCAUCAACGAAGCGUACUGCGUUUCAGAAACUUUUUGCGAAAACUGCUACAGAAUGCGUGUUGAACUGGAGCUUUUUGCGGAAAAAUUUACUGCACUGGCGAACUCGGGAAAUACUGCAAAUGCAGGCGACAGUCUUUUUAUGAGUGAACUAGAAAGUCUGUAUCGCAACAAAGAAGUCGAAUUUUCAAGGCUCAGUAUGGAACAUGAUGUCGCCGUUAAUCGUCUAUCCGCCGAAGAGGUUGUUUUUUCCACCGAAGAGGAAAAAGCUCGACAGUCGCAGCUCAUGUAUGAGCACGAAAUAAAGGAGCUGAAAAAUCAGAAUAAGCGGCUUGCAGAAGAGAUUGCCGAUUUGAGAACGCAGCUUUCUAUUUUAUCGGAGAGAGAUAAGCAGGCAGCAGAAAUCAUAAACUGGUGGAUGCAUGAAGCGAGAAAUCAGCAAGUUUGUGACAGGUCGCCAGAUGACCGUUCAGAACAGAAUCGACACAUUGCUGAAGGGUUUUCUCGGCUGGAGAAUGAAAUUAAACAUGUGUUAGAAGCAGUUCAAUCGGCCCAACGCUCUCGUGUGGUGGAGCAGAAGUUUGCGCAUGUGUUAAAAAGCUUUUUGAAAGAAGCAAGGGAGGGUAUUUCGUCGAAGAAUUGGGAAGAAGGAGAUGUAAAUUGCGCCAUUACCAACUUCGAAGCGAUUUUUGACGCAGUGUUUGAUGAUGAGCAUAAUGUCGAUGUGCUUAUUGGGCGGAUAAGUGAACAGAGAAAAGCGAGGGAAUUGGAGCUGACACAGGUACUUUUUAUGCGUUUUGCGCUGUGUAACAGCAGCGCAAAACGCAUAUUGUCACGGAGUUGUCUGUGUGUGUGUGUGUGUGUGUGUGUGUGUGUGCCCGCAACUUUCAACUUGGGAACCGCAAAAUCCAGGGAGCAGAGGAAUGUUUCCCACCCAUGUGUUUCCCCGCAAAUUUAA
Gongylonema pulchrum is the source of this 1347-nucleotide messenger RNA. The record is from the annotation of a GenBank genome assembly. NCBI's taxonomy places the organism in Eukaryota, Metazoa, Nematoda, Chromadorea, Rhabditida, Gongylonematidae.